Messenger RNA from Verticillium alfalfae VaMs.102, 1848 nucleotides. Its product is annotated as ATP-citrate synthase subunit 1. Gene Ontology annotation, molecular function: ATP citrate synthase activity. Gene Ontology annotation, cellular component: cytosol. The record is from RefSeq and is a predicted model, not a curated record. The coding region runs from base 1 to 1848 and encodes 615 amino acids. Gene Ontology annotation, biological process: fatty acid biosynthetic process; tricarboxylic acid cycle; acetyl-CoA biosynthetic process. NCBI's taxonomy places the organism in Eukaryota, Fungi, Ascomycota, Sordariomycetes, Glomerellales, Plectosphaerellaceae. The transcript has 4 exons.
AUGUCUUCUACCACCAAGCCCGGCGGCCUCUCCGCCAACGACAAGAUCCAGCGUUUCGCUGCGCCCAGCCGCCCUCUGAGCCCCCUCCCCUCACACGCCCUCUUCAACGACAAGACUCGAUGCUUCGUCUACGGCCUGCAGCCCCGCGCUGUGCAGGGUAUGCUUGACUUCGACUUCAUUUGCAAGCGCAAGACCCCCUCCGUUGCCGGCAUCAUCUACACUUUCGGUGGCCAGUUCGUGAGCAAGAUGUACUGGGGUACCAGCGAGACUCUCCUGCCCGUCUACCAGGAGGUCCCCAAGGCCAUCGCCAAGCACCCCGACGUUGACACGGUCGUCAACUUUGCCUCGUCUCGCAGUGUCUACAGCUCUACCAUGGAGCUCAUGGAGUUCCCCCAGAUCAAGACCAUUGCCAUCAUUGCCGAGGGUGUCCCUGAGCGCCGCGCCCGUGAGAUCGCCCACAAGGCCGCCAAGAAGGGCAUUACCAUCAUUGGCCCUGCCACUGUCGGUGGCAUCAAGCCUGGCUGCUUCAAGAUCGGUAACACUGGUGGUAUGAUGGACAACAUCGUUGCCUCCAAGCUGUACCGCAAGGGUUCCGUUGGCUACGUGUCCAAGUCCGGUGGCAUGUCCAACGAGCUGAACAACAUCAUUUCCAACAAUACCGAUGGUGUGUACGAGGGUGUCGCCAUUGGUGGUGACAGGUACCCCGGAACCACCUUCAUCGACCAUCUGCUCAGGUACCAGGCCGACCCCGAGUGCAAGGUUCUCGUCCUGCUCGGCGAGGUCGGAGGUGUCGAAGAGUACAAGGUUAUCAAGGCCGUCGAGGAGGGUGUCAUCACCAAGCCUAUUGUUGCCUGGGCCAUUGGUACCUGCGCCAGCAUGUUCAAGACUGAGGUUCAGUUCGGCCACGCCGGUGCUUUUGCCAACUCCACGCUCGAGACUGCCAAGACCAAGAACGAGAAGAUGAAGGAGGCUGGUUUCCACGUCCCUGACACCUUUGAGGACAUGCCCAACGUCCUCAAGCAGGUCUACGACAAGCUCGUCGCUGACGGCACCAUCAAGCCCCAGCCUGAGCCCGUUGUUCCCAAGAUUCCCAUCGACUACUCUUGGGCUCAGGAGCUCGGCCUUAUCCGUAAGCCCGCUGCCUUCAUCUCCACCAUCUCCGACGACCGUGGCCAGGAGCUUUCUUUACGCUGGCAUGCCCAUCUCGGACGUGUUCAAGGAGGAGAUCGGUAUCGGUGGUGUCAUAUGGUUCUCAUGCUUACCGCUGAUCAUGGUCCCGCUGUGUCCGGUGCCAUGAACACCAUCAUCACCACCCGUGCCGGCAAGGAUCUGAUCUCCUCGCUGGUCGCUGGUCUCCUGACCAUUGGUUCUCGCUUCGGUGGUGCCCUCGACGGUGCCGCCGAGGAGUUCACCAAGGCGUUCGACAAGGGCCUCAGCCCCCGUGAGUUCGUCGACACCAUGCGCAAGCAGAACAAGCUCAUUCCCGGUAUUGGCCACCGCGUCAAGUCCCGCAACAACCCCGAUCUCCGUGUCGAGCUCGUCAAGGAGUACGUCAAGGCCAAGUUCCCCAGCUCCAAGCUGCUCGACUAUGCCCUGGCCGUCGAGAGCGUCACGACCUCGAAGAAGGACAACCUGAUUCUGAACGUCGACGGCUGCAUCGCUGUCUGCUUCGUUGAUCUUGUCCGCAACUGCGGUGCCUUCUCUGCCGAGGAGGCCGAGGACUACCUCAAGAUGGAGAGGCUGCGCACUGGUCUCUACCGUCACCCCUGGGACGAUAUCACCUACAUCCUGCCCCAGCUCGGUGGUGGCGCGCCUGGCGCCGAGGGCCGUGUCGAGGUGCAGAUGUGA